AUGACGCGCAACGAAGGUGACCGCCCCCUGAUCCUGUCCCUCGGCGGCAUCAAUAUGGACUUGGUCACUUUUUCCGACCGGUUGCCGGCGGACGGUGAAACCGUGGUCGGUGACCGGUUCGUGACAUAUCCCGGGGGCAAGGGAGCGAACCAGGCGGUGGCGGCGGCGAGGAUGGGGGCUCGGUCGGCGAUGAUCGGUCGGGUUGGCGACGAUACGUUCGGGCCGCAACUGGUCGAUUUGUUGCAGUCGGUUGGCGUCGAAACUAGCGCGGUAGGCGUCACCUCGGAAACCAACUCCGGCAUCGCCGUUAUCAGCGUGGGCGAAGGCGGCCAGAACCGGAUCGUGCAGGUUUUGGGCGCCAACGAAACCUGCGGCGAUGCUGAAUAUGAUGCCGUCGCGGCGCUGCUCCCCCACGCGUCCGCGCUCAUGUUGCAGUUGGAGGUGUCGGUUAGCCUCUCGAUCAGAGUGGCCGAGUUGGCAGCCUCGCAGGGGGUGAACGUUAUUCUCGACCCGGGUCCGGUCCGUGCGGUGCCGAACGAGUUUCACCAAUGGGUUUCGAUCAUCACCCCCAACGAGACCGAGGCGGAGGCGCUGGUCGGGUACGCCAUUGCCGACGCACACACCGCGGCAAACGCCGCCGGCGGGUUGUUGGCGAGAGGCGUGGGAUCGGCAGUGAUCAAACUGGGGGCGCAGGGGGCGUAUUGGGCCGACGGUCAAGCAAGUGGCAUGGUCCCCGCGUUUGCGGUGGAGGCCGUGGAUACCGUGGCGGCGGGCGACGCGUUCAACGGUGCGCUGGCGGUGGCAUUGUCCGAAGGCCAUCCGUUGGAGACGGCGGUACGAUGGGGAUGCGCGGCGGGAGCGUUAUCCGUCACGCGGAUUGGAGCGCAGGGAUCUAUGCCGGAACGCCACGCAGUGAUGGCGCUGCUGAAUUGA
Molecule: messenger RNA, 933 nt
Organism: Geodia barretti
Lineage: Eukaryota; Metazoa; Porifera; Demospongiae; Tetractinellida; Geodiidae
Source: the annotation of a GenBank genome assembly